Messenger RNA from Orcinus orca (killer whale), 15603 nucleotides. It is a transcript of the gene LCT, whose product is annotated as lactase. Gene Ontology annotation, biological process: carbohydrate metabolic process. The transcript is spliced from 17 exons. Bases 9351 to 15137 code for a protein of 1928 amino acids. Gene Ontology annotation, molecular function: beta-glucosidase activity. The record is from RefSeq and is a predicted model, not a curated record. NCBI's taxonomy places the organism in Eukaryota, Metazoa, Chordata, Mammalia, Artiodactyla, Delphinidae.
GACUUUCCAAGGUUAAUUCCAGUUCUCUUUGGUUUUUUUUUAAAGACAGUUUAUGAAAAUAAAAAGUUUAUUAUACUUUUUGCAUUACUCUUUAAUAACUUUUUUAACUUAUAUAUCCUAAGAGUAAGGUCUCAGAAUUAUUUUCUAACUGCUUUUUUAAGGGAAAUACAUUUUUUUUUAAGAUUUUUUUUGAUGUGGACGACUUUUAAAGUCUUUAUUGAAUUUGUUACAGUAUUGCUUCUGUUUUUUCCUUUGGUUUUUUGGCCACGAGGUAUGUGGGGUCCUAGCUCCCCAACCAGGGAUCAAACCCACACCCCCUGCAUUGGAAGGUGAAGUCUUAACCACUGGGCCGCCAGGGGAGUCCCCAAUAUGUCAUUUUCUAUAUUACAGACCACCCUUAAAUUUUAUGGCAUUUUUCCAGGAAAAGAGUUAUUGCUGUUUAUGAUAUUAAUAGUCCCUGAGGCUUAGCUUUGAUCAGUAUGUACAUGAUGUAGCAUUUCCUUUUGCUGCAGCUUUUGACAACAGAUGAUUCUGGGGCCUGCGGGGCCAGUUGGGGAAUGUUUAUAUGUGGUAUUUGAGUUCACUAAUACAAACCUCUCUCCACUGGUUUGCGUACAAUAGGGUAAGGGAGACUGGAAAUGGAUAGAGAAGUUGCAGUUAGCAGCUGCAGGGUAUAAGCUCCUGUGAAAACUAUGUUCCUAAUUAAUGGAGGUAGGAGAGCCUGUUGGAAUAAGGAAACUUCAGUGUACAGGAUCUCAGACUUCCUGUUGAGACAGGAGAGUCUAGGAUAAGGCAUGGACUAAGGCAGGGACGUUCAGUAACAGGUGAUAGGAAGAACAACGAGUAAAAACUCAGAAGACAGCAAGAAAGAGUUCCUUCCAUGCACUGAUUCCCAACUUGAUAAAGAAAAUGGGGUGAGGAGGUUCCGAAAAGAGAAACAGCCUGACAGAAAUUUGAACUUCAAUUUGAUCAAAUACUGAACCCCAAAGCAAAGUGUGAAGCCCAGGGAAGAUGAGUUCCUUAAUGGUGAAUCUGUCUUCUCCUCCCCAAUUCUGUCGUUAGUGAAAGUAGGGGCUCUAAAGCAAAGUGAGGCCAUUAAUACAACUAAAAUCAGUUUUUACCCAUCUGAAUAAGUGUGCUUACUUUUUCACACACCCCCUUUCUCUACAUGUUACUUGUCAGGGAAACGAAGUGGCUAAUGGAUGAUGGAGCAUGUAUAAGAUCUUUAUGAAGAAAAUUAGAUGAGUAUUUAGUAAGCAGAUGUAACUUCUUUCUGAAUAGGACAUCUUAAAUAUUGUAAGUUGUCAACUGAUCCAUAAAUUUAAUGUAUUUUCAACCAAAUGCCGACAGAUGUCCAUCAAUAAGCAAAUGACUACAUAAAUUGUGAUAUAGCAAUGCUCUGAGUUAUGCAAACUAAAAUGAGGGAAAUGAAGAUGUUUGAAAUGGAAAUAUCUCUAGGACACAUGGAAAAGAAAAUGUGCAAAUAAAGCUGUGGAGCACCUAAAUAUAUAAAGCAAGUAUUAACAGACAUAGACAGCAAAUAUUAACAGGAUAGACAGCAAAACAAUAAUAGCAGGGAACUUUAGUACCCCACUUUCAUCAAAAGGAUAGAUCAUCCAGUCAGAUUAUCAAUAAGGAAGCACUGACCUUAAAUAACAUGUUUAGACCAGAUGGAUGUAACAGACAUGCAGAACAUUCCAUCCAAAAGCAACAGAAUAUAGACUCUUUUCAAGCACACAUGGAAAAUUCUUCAGGACAGAUCAUAUGUUAGGACACAAAACAAGUCAAUAUGUUUAAGAAGACUGAAAUCAAUAUCAGGCAUCUUUUCUGACCAUAAUGGUAUAAAACUAGAAAUCAACUACAAGAAGCCUAAAAAUUUCACAAAUAUGUGGAAAUUAAGCAACCUACUGAACAACCAAUGGGUCAAAGAAGAAAUUUAAAAAUAAUGAGAAAUGAAAAUGGAAACAACAUACCAAAACUUACGGGAUACAGCAAAAACAGUCUAAGAGGGAAGUAUAUAGGGAUAAAAGCCUACAUCAAGAAACAAAGAUCGCAACCUAACUUGCUAUCUCGGGGGGAAAAAAAUGAAGCCCAAAGUUAGUAGAAGAAAGGAAAGAGCAAUGAAACUUAAGAGCUGGUUUUUUUCUUUUUAAGAUAAAAUUGGUAAAACUUUAGCUAGACUCACAAAAAAAGCCCUCAAAAUCAGAAAGGAAAGAGGAGGUGUUACAAGUUGUACCAUGGAAAUACAAAGAAUCAGAUGUUACUGUGAAUGAUUGUUGGCCAACAAAUUGGAUAGCCUAGAAGUGGACUGCUAGAAACAUACCUACCAAGAUUGAAUCAUGAUGAAAUGUGAAAUGUGAGUAGUCUGGUUAGUAGUGAGGAGAUUGAAUCAAUAAUCAAAAACCUCCCAACAAAAGUCCAGGACCAUAUGGCUUCACUGAUGACUUCUACCAUUUAAAGAAUUAAUACCAGUCCUUCUCAAACACUUCCAAAAAAUCAAAGAGGAGGAACCACUUCCAAAUUCAUUUUAUGAAACCAGCAUUACCCUGAUACCAAAGCCAGACAAGGACACCUAAAGAAAAGAAAAUUAUAGGCCAAUAUCCCUGAUGUACAAAAUAGAUGCAAAAAUCCUUAACAAAACUUCAACAGUAUGUUAAAAUGACCAUACAACAUGAUCAAGUGGGAUUAUUCCAGGAUGCAAGGAUGAUUCAACAUCUGAAAAUCAAUUAGUGUAUUACACCAGUUUAACAAAAAGGAUAAAAAUCAUGGUCCUCUCCGUAGAUGGGGAAAAAAGCAUUUGGUAAAAUUCAACAUCCAUUUAUGAUUUUAAAAAACUGUCAACAAAUUGAAUAUAGAGAGAAAGUACCUCAACAUAAUAAAGGCCAUAGAGACUUUCCUGGUGGUCCCCUGGUUAAGACUCUGUGCUCCCAUUGCAGGGGGCCCGGGUUCGAUCCCUGGUCGGGGAACUAGAUCCUGCAUGCCACAACUAAAAACGGAUCCUGCACACGGCAACAAAGAUUCCAUGUGCCACAACUAAGACCCAGCAUGGCCAAAUAUUAAAAAUAAAGGCCAUAAAUGGCAAGCCCACAGCUAAUCAUACUCUUGGGGAUGAGACAAGGGUGCCUGCUCUCACCUCUUAUUCAAUAUAGUAUUGGAAUCCUAGCCAGAGCUAGGAAAGAAAGGCAUCCAAAUUAAGAAGUAAAAUUGUCACUAUUUGCAGAUGACAUGAUGUUGCAUAUAGAAAACCCUAAAGACUCCACCAAAAAACUUAGAAUUGAUCAAUGAAUUCAGCAAAAUUGCAGCAUACUAAAUCAAUAUGCAAAAAUCUGCAUUUCUAUACACUAAUAAAAACUACCAGAAAAAGAAAUUAAGGAAAUAAUCCCAUUUACAGUUGCAUAGUAAGAAAAAACAUACCUAGGGAUAAAUUUAACCAAGGAGGUAAAAGACCUGUACACUGAAAACUAUAAGCGUGGUGAAAGAAAUUGAAGAAGACACAGAUAAAUGGAAAGAUAUUCCGUGCUUACAGAUUGGAAGAAUUAAUAUUGUUAAAAUGCCCAUACUAUCCAGAGGAAUCUACACAUUCAGUGCAAUCUCUAUCAAAAUUUCCAUGGCAUUUUUCACAGAAAUAGAACAGACAAUCCUAAGACUUGUAUGGAACCACAAAAGACCCAGAAUAGCCAAAGCAGUGUUGAGAAAGAAUAAAGCUAGAGGUAUCAUGCUUCCUGAUUUCAAGCUGUAUUACAAAGGUAUAGUAAUUAAAACAUUAUGGUAUUGACAUUAAAACAUACGUAUAGAUCAGUAGGACAGAAUAGAGAACCUAGAAAUAAACCCAUGUAUAUAUAGUCAGUUAAUUUACAACAAAGGAACCAAAAAUAUACGAUAGGGAAAGACGGUCUCUUAAAUAAAUGGUGUUGGGAAAACUAGAUCACUACCUUACACCAUACACAAAAGUUAAUAUGGAUUAAAGAGUUGGAGAUUAAACCUGAAAUCAUAAACUUCCUAGAAGAAAACACAGGUGGUAGGUUCCUUGAUAUCAAUCUUGGCAAUGAUUUUUUGGAUUUGACGCUAAAGCAAAGGCAACAAAAGCAAAAAUAAAUAAAUAGGGCUACAACAAACUAAAAAGCUUCUGCACAGCAAAGAAAACCAUCAGUCAAAUGAAAAAGAAUGGGAGAAGAUAUUUGCAAAUACUGUAUCUGAUAAGGGCUUAAUAUCCAAAGUAUGUAAAGAAUUUAUACAAGAUAACCAUCUAAAAUGGGCAGAUAAUCUGAAUAGGCAUUUUUCCAAAGAAGAUAUUCAGAUUGCCAACAUACAUGAAAAGGUGCUCAACAUAACUAAUCAUCAGGGAAAUGAAAGUCAAAACCACAAUGAGCUAUUACAUUACACCCAUGAGAAAGGCUAUUAUGAAAAAGGCAAAAAAUAACAAGCGUUGGCAAGGAUGUGGAGAAAAGAGAACUCUUGUGUAAUAUUGGUGAGAGCCUCUAUGGAAAACAUAGAGGUUUCCCAAAAAACUAAAAAUAGAACUACCAUAUAAAUCCAGCAAUUCCACUUCUAGGUAUUUAUCUGAAGAAAAUGAAAAAGCUAACUCAAAAAGAUUGAUGCACCCUCAUGUUCAUUGCCACAUUAUUUACAAUAGCUAAGACAUGGAAGCAACCUAAGUGUUCACUGAUGGAAGAAUGCAUAAAAUGUAUAUAUAUGUACAAUCAAGUAUUAUUCAGCCCUAAAAAGAAGGAAAUCUUGUCAUUUGUGACAACAUGGAUGAAACUGGAGGGCAUUAUGCUAAAUGAAAUAAGACAGAAAGACAAAUAGUGUAUAAUCUGUGUGGAAUCUAAAACAUUUUUAGAGUAACUUUUUAAUUUAUUCAUUUUAUUUUUUUGGCUAUGUUGGGUCUUAGCUGCAGCAUGCGGGAUCUUUUCGUUGUGACACAUGGGCUUCUCUAGUUGUAGUGCACAGGCUUCUCUCUAGUUGUGGUGUGCGGGUUUUCUCUGUCUAAUUGUGGUGCGAAGGCUCCAGGGUGUAUGGGCUGUGUAGUUUGCGGCAUGCAGGCUCUCAUGUUGAGGUGCGUGAGCUCAGUAGUUGUGGCAUGUGGGCUUAGUUCCCCUGCAGCAUGUGAGAUCUUAGUUCCCCGACCAGGGAUCAAACCCGUGUCCCUUCAUUGGAAGGUGUAUUCUUUACCACUGGACUACCAGGGAAGUCCCUAAAAAAAUAUUUUUAAUAAAAUAAAAAAUGAACUCAUAGGUACAAAGGCUAGAUUGGUGGUUGCCAGAGGUGGAGGUGGUAGGUGGGUGAAAUGGGUGAAAGUGGUCAAAAGGUACAAACUUACAGUUACAAAAUAAAUGUCAUGGGGAUGUAAUGUACACCAUGGUGACUAUAGUUAAUAACACUCUUAUUUGAAAGUUGCUAAGAGAGUAGAUCUUAAACGUUCUCACCACACACAAGAAAAAAAUUCGUAUCUAUGUGUGGUGAUGGAUAUGUUAACUAGAUUUAUUGUGGUGAUAUGUGUGCAGUGUAUACAAUCAUGUUGUACACCUGGAACAAAUAUAAUGUUAUAUGUCAAUUGUAUCAAUUUUUAAAAAUUAAUUUUAAAAAGGAAAAAUACAAGCUUUUCUUAUAACUUUGUAGAAGAGGCUUUUUAAAACUAUGUAUAAGCAGAGAUGCCAUAAGGAAAAAAAUUAAUAAAUUUGACUACACCAAAGUUUAAAAAUUAAAAACCAGAGCUACAGAUUGGGAAAAUGUUUUCUCAACCUAUAUACGAGAGAAAGGAUUAAUGUCCAGGAAAAAUAAGCUGCAGAUGAGAAGAAUAUACUAUAUAUAUGUUUCAAUAGCUAUAUAUUUUCUCAGUUUAUAAUGGGAAAAAGAUUAUUUCCCAAAAUGGAUACAGAGCUGACACAAAUCAAUUUUAAAAAUCAUUCAAAAUUAUAAACACACUAAUAAUUUGAUAAUAUUGUAAUAGCAUUGGUGGGUUUGUCUGGAAUUUGAUGUUGUAAUGCACUACUGGUAGGAGUAUAAAUCGGGACACUCCUUUUAGGGAAAAAUUUGUCAGUACCAUUAGAAGUUAAAAUAUAACUGACUACCCUAUUACCCAGCAAUUGUACUCUUCAAUAUUUUCCCUGAAGAAAUAACCUAUAUAUGUAUAGAAAAAGGCAUAUACAGUGACAUUCAUUGUGACAUUGUGACACUGAAAAUGGAAAAUAACCUAAAACCUAAUCAACAAAUUAAUGAUUAUGCAAGGUCACAAAGUGCAGCUUUCAAAAAGAAUAAGAUAUAUCAAUAUUUGCACAAUGUGAAGAUCUCCAAGUUGUGCUAUAUGGUAAAAAUACCAGUUGUAGAUCAAUACUCACAUUAUAGUACCUCUUAUUUUGUAAACUUGUUAGGUAAAAGUAUAUUCUUUAUGUACAUACACAUGUAAUAAAUGGUGAAUACUUUUUAGGAAGUAGCUGGGAUUAGGUAUAAGGCAAAUGGAACUAUUAUCUAAAUUUUGGGGAUAUUUAUGAGAAUGCAUUUAUUUAAUAUUUCUAUAAUUAAUAUAAUAUGCUUUUAGAGAGAUAACAAUGAUUAUAAACACAGGAAUCUGAAAAAUGAUACAUUUAUAUGAAGUUGUCAGGGCCACCUUGAAAAUUCCACUAAGUGAAAUAAAACUUUCUAUUAAAAUGAAUAUAUAUAUACAUUAACAAGACAAUUCUAGGAAAAAGAAUGAUAGAAGAGGCCAUGUCCUAUCAUAAAGUGAAAAGUACUACGCUACACAGGUAUAAAAAUUGAAAUACUGUGGUACUGGCACAGGAAUAGAUAGACAAGGAGUAGAAAGUCUAGAAACACAUAUGUCUAGAUAGAUAUUUCAUUUCUGAUAGUUGGCAUUUCAAAUAGUGGGGAGAGAAUGGCCUAUUCAGUAACCCAUUAGAAAUUGAUAAACCUACCACACAGCACAAACAAAGUUAAAAUUCAAGAUGGGCUAAAGAUCUAAAGAUUAGAAACAAGAAUAUUAAAUAAUACAUUUGACACAAGCUUUCAAAAAUAUGGUACCAAGUAAUGUAUUUUGAAGGACACUAUAAACCAAAUUUUAAAACUAACACUAGAGAGAAAUUUUUUUUCUAUCACAUUUUAAUACAUGAUAUCCAAACUCUAUUAAGAGUUCUUAUAUCAAUAAUAAGUUAAUAAAAAUGUACAAAGGAUAUAAAGAAGAAAAACAAGUAGCCAAUUAACCUGAAAAGCUACCCCUCUAAACAGAAACAAGUGUCCAAAAUAUGAAGUUUUAUAACAGGUGUGAGCAAACCAGAGAGAUUUAGACACACUUCUAACUGUAGGUAGGAUUUAAAUUUGAAGAAGCCUGUUUUAGAAGACUUUGGAUUACAAUAAAAAUUCCAAAUGGGCAUGCCAUUGAGUCAGCAACUUAAUUUCUAAGAAUCUAUCUUAAAGAAAAGAAAUGUGGACAAAGAUGUAUAACUAAAGAUACAGAUAUUAAUUUGCAACAUAUUAAAAUUAAGAACCAACCAGUGUUCAAUACGCAAGAGGUUAAACUAUGGUACAACCUUACUGUGGAAUGCUAUGCAUCUGUUAAAAAGAAGUGGGUCUACAUAUUCUGGUAUAAACAGAGCUCCAAGCACUAUUAAGUGAAGGAAAAUAAAAAACAACUGAGGAAUGCUACAUAAGACAUAAUUCCAUAUAUGUUAAAUUAUAUAUUUUAAAUGUUAUACACAUGUAUGUUUGCAUUAUAUAUAUGUAAUAAUAGCUAUCAUUCAGUUGCAUUGUUCUUAAUAUGCUAAUGAAUGACCUCAUUUAAAUCUCACAACCUAUCUGUCACCAUUAUACAGAUGAGGAAACAGGCACAGAGAAAUUUAGUAACUUUCGCCAGAUGAGAUUUAAACACUGGCAUUCCAACUCCUGAACAGCCAUUAAUAUGUACAGAGAAAGGAAACUGGAAGGAAGCACAGUGUUGAAAGUGAUUACCCUAUGAAGGGAAGGGAAGAGGGGAAUUAGUAAGUUUUCAUAUAUAUUUCUGUAUUGUUUGAAUCUUUUACAAAAUGUGUUCAUCAUUUACUUACAUAUUUUUAUUUUAUUUUAUUUAUUUUUAAGAUUUUUUAUUUAUUUAUUUUUGGCUGCGUGGGGUCUUAGUUGCGGCACUUGGGAUCUUCACUGAGGCAUGCGGGAUCUUCUGUUGUGGCACUUGGUGUCUUCAUUGCGGCUCCCAGGCUUCUCUCUAGUUGUGGCAUGCAGGUUUUUUCUCUUCUCUAGUUGUGGUGCACAGGCUCCACGGCACGUGGGCUCUGUAGUUUGUGGCACACGGGCUCUAGACGGGGCGCAAGAGCUCAGUAGUUGUGGCGUGCAGGCUUAGUUGCCCUGUGGCAUGUGGGAUCAUAGUUCCCUGACAAGGGAUCGAACCCGUGUCCCCUGCCUCGUAAAGUGGAUUCUUUACCACUGAACCACCAGGAAGUCCCUACUUUUUUUUUUUUUUUUUUUUUUAUUGGCUGCGUUGGGUCUUUGUUGCUGUGCGCAGGCUUUCUCUACUUGCAGUGAGUGGGGGCUACUGUUCAUUGUGGUGUGCAGGCUUCUUAUUGUGGUGGCUUCUCUUUUGCGGAGCAAGGGCUCCAGGCGCGGACUCCAGUAGUUGUGUCACGCAGGCUCAGUAGUUGUGGCUCACGGGCUCUAGAGCACAGGCUCAGUAGUUGUGGCGCACGGGCUCAGUUGCUCCACUGUGUGUGGGAUCUUCCCGGACCCAGGGCUCGCACCCAUGUCCCCUGCAUUGGCAGGCGGAUUCUUAACCACUGCGCCACCAGGGAAGUCCCUCUACAUGUUUUUUUUUGUGUGUUUUUUUUUCGGUAUGUGGGCCUCUCACUGUUGUGGCCUCUCCCGUUGCAGAGCAGAGAUUCCAGAUGCGCAGGCUCAGCGGCCAUGGCGCAUGGGCCCAGCCGCUCCGCGGCAUGUGGGAUCUUCCCGGACCAGGGCACGAACCCGUGUCCCCUGUAUUGGCAGGCGGACUCUCAACCACUGCGCCACCAGGGAAGCCCCCCCCGCUACAUGUUUUUAAAGGAGAAAAAAAGUUUGGCGAGGAACUCACUUUUGUUCUGCUAUGUAAAUAAGUUUUAAAAUAAUUUGUAAGUAAGAAAAAAUGUGGAGAACUUUUUUUCUGCAGACACUUCCCAGGUUCCUUGGCAUAAAUUGUGUGAGAAGUUUGAGGUUUUUGUGUUAUCUCUUAUAGUUUUAAAUUUUUUUGAUGUUACAUAGGUGAAUCACAUACUGAUCUUAUUAUCGUAGAUAACCCAGUUACAUAGUAAGUGUUUACAGUCACUUAGUAUUUUACAACCUCAACUGUAGUUAUAAAGUAAGUAUUCCACAUACCUCCUAACAGUUCCUUGAAGAUGGAGCUAGUCUGGCAUUUAGUCCUUAUUGUCCUCCUAAGUUUUUCUUGUUGGGGGUUAGACUGGGAAUCUGAUAGAAACUUCAUUUCAGCUGCUGGUCCUCUAACCAGCGACUUGCUACACAACCUGAGGGGUCCACUGGGAAACCAGGAUGCUCCCUUUGUAACAGGAGACAAAGAAAUUUAUGUUUGUCACCAGCCACUGCCCUCUUUCCUGCCAGAGUACUUUAGCAGUGUUCGUGCCAUUAUGAUCACUCAUUACAAAGUAUUUCUGCCGUGGGCACAGCUACUCCCAGAAGGAACCUCCAAGAACCCAGACAAGGAAACAGUGCAGUGCUACCGGCAACUCCUUGAGGCCCUCAAGAGUGCUCAGCUUCAGCCCCUGGUGGUCCUGCACCACCAGACCCUUCCUGCCAGCACCGUCCAGAGAACUGAGGCCUUUGCUGAUCUCUUUGCUGACUAUGCCUCCUUCAUCUUCCACUCCUUUGGGGACCUAGUUGAGAUCUGGUUCACUUUUAGUGACUUGGAGGAAGUGAUAAUGGAGCUUCCCCACCAGGAAUCAAGAUCUUCACGUCUCCAGAUCCUCACUGAUGCCCACAGAAAAGCCUAUGAGAUUUUCCAUGAAAAAUAUGCUUCUCAAGGCCAAAAGCUCUCUGUGGUCCUGCGAGCCCAGGUGGUCUCCGAGCUCCUGCUAGAACCGUCUACGUCUGCACUUGCCAAGGACGCAGUUGACUUCCUCUCUCUAGAUUUAUCUUAUGGAUGCCAAAGUGAGGCAGGUUUCCGGCAGAAGCUGAGUCAAUUGCAGACUAUUGAGCCAAAAGUGGAAGUUUUCAUCUUCAAUCUGAAACUCCAGGACUGCCUCUCCAUGAGGAAGAACCCAGCUGAUCAGUUCUUCAGCCUUCUCACAGCCAUAAGGGAAGAACAAGUGCUCACCAUUGGGUUUGAUCUUAGUACAUUCCUGAGCUGUUCAUCAAGUUCCAAGAAAAGCUGGUCUUGUUCUCUGACUGACAACCUGACCCUCCAGAUUCUCCUGCAGCUGGACCUGGAGACAGCAGUAGACUCCUCUCUGCCCCACUCAGCCUAUCAGAGAGUCUGGGAAAUGUUUGCCAACCAGUCCAGGGCACAAAGGGAUGCUUUCCUGCAGGAUGUUUUUCCUGAGGGUUUCCUCUGGGGCGUCUCCACAGGGGCUUUUAAUGUGGAAGGAGGCUGGGCCGAGGACGGAAGAGGGGCGAGCAUCUGGGACAGAGUCGGGCACCAGAACACCGGCAAGGGCCAAGCAACGCCAGAGGUGGCCAGUGACAGUUACCACAAGGUGGACACUGACGUCGCCCUGCUUCGUGGCCUCCGGGCCCAGGUCUACAAGUUCUCCAUCUCCUGGUCCCGCAUCUUCCCCACUGGGCAGGGGCAGAGCCCCAACCUCCGGGGCGUCGCCUACUACAACAUGCUGAUCGACAGGCUGCUGGACUCGCAUAUCGAGCCCAUGGCCACGCUGUCCCACUGGGACCUGCCUCAGGCCCUGCAGGAUCGCGGCGGGUGGCAGAAUGAGAGCAUGGUGGAUAUCUUCCUGGACUAUGCGGCCUUCUGCUUCUCCACGUUUGGGGACCGUGUGAAGCUGUGGGUGACCUUCCAUGAGCCGUGGGUGAUGAGCUACGCGGGCUACGGCACCGGCCAACACGCACCAGGCAUCUCCAACCCAGGGGUGGCCUCUUUUAAGGUGGCUCACAUGGUGCUCAAGGCUCAUGCCAGGGCUUGGCACCACUACAACAGCCAACAUCGCCCACAGCAGCAGGGGCGGGUAGGCAUUGUACUGAACUCAGACUGGGCAGAGCCCCUGUCCCCAGGGAGGCCUGAGGACCAGAGAGCCUCUGAACGCUUCCUGCACUUCAUGCUGGGCUGGUUUGCACACCCCAUCUUUGUGGAUGGAGACUACCCGGCUGCCCUGAGAGCCCAGAUCCAACAGACAAACAAACAGUGCCCCAGUCCUGUGGCCCAGCUCCCUAAGUUCACCGAGGCAGAGAAGCAGCUCCUGAAGGGCUCCGCUGACUUUCUGGGUCUGUCCCAUUACACUUCCCGCCUCAUCAGCAAGGCCCAAGGAGAUACCUGCGUCCCCAGCUAUGAUACCAUUGGAGGCUUCUCCCAACACGUGGACCCUGCGUGGCCCCAGACCGAAUCCCCUUGGAUUCGUGUGGUACCCUGGGGUAUAAGGAGGCUGUUGCAGUUUGUAUCCUUGGAAUACACAAGAGGCAAAGUUCCAAUCUACCUGGCUGGGAAUGGCAUGCCCAUAGGGGAAAGUGAAGAUCUCAUCAAUGAUUCCUUGAGAAUUGACUACUUCAAUCAAUAUAUCAACGAGGUGCUCAAGGCUGUCAAGGAGGACUCAGUGGAUGUUCAAUCUUACAUUGCUCGUUCCCUCAUCGACGGCUUCGAAGGCCCCUCUGGGUACAGCCAGAGGUUUGGGCUGUACCAUGUCAACUUCAACGACAGCAGCAGGCCAAGGACUCCCAGGAAAUCUGCCUACUUUUUCACCAGCAUGAUUGAAAAGAACGGUUUCCUCACCAAGGUAGUAAAAAGACUGCCACCACCCAGUAAAGCAAACGUCCCCCGGAAAAUCAGAGCCUUCACGUUUCCAUCCGAGGUACCCUCCAAGGCUAAAGUAGUCUGGGAAAAGUUCUCCAACCAACCCAAGUUUGAAAGAGAUUUGUUCUACCACGGCACGUUCCGGGAUGACUUCCUGUGGGGCGUGUCCUCGUCAGCCUAUCAGAUUGAAGGAGCUUGGGAUGCUGACGGCAAAGGCCCCAGCAUCUGGGAUAAUUUUACCCACACACCAGGGAGCAACGUGAAAAACAGUGCUACUGGAGACAUAGCCUGUGACAGCUAUAACCAUCUGGAUGCUGAUCUGAACAUGCUUCGAGCUCUGAAGGUGAAGGCCUAUCGCUUCUCCAUCUCCUGGUCUCGGAUUUUCCCGACUGGAAGAAACACUUCUGUCAACAUACGUGGUGUUGAUUAUUACAACAGGCUGAUUGAUGGCUUGGUGGCAAGCAGCAUCUCUCCCAUGGUGACACUGUUCCACUGGGACCUGCCCCAGGCCCUCCAGGAUAUUGGAGGCUGGGAGAAUCCUUCCUUGAUUGAGUUGUUUAACAGCUAUGCAGACUUUUGUUUCCAGACCUUUGGUGACAGAGUCAAGUUCUGGAUGACUUUUAACGACCCCACAUCCCAGGCAUGGUUGGGGUAUGGCUCAGGGAAAUUUCCCCCAAAUGUGAACGACCCAGGCUGGGGACCUUACAGAAUUGGCCAUGCAAUCAUCAAAGCUCAUGCCAGAGUCUAUCACACUUACGAUGAGAAGUACAGGCAAGAGCAGAAGGGGGUCAUCUCUUUGAGCCUCGGUGCACACUGGGCAGAGCCCCAGUCGCCGGGGGUCCCCAGGGAUGUGGAGGCAGCUGACCGAAUGCUGCAGUUCUCACUGGGCUGGUUCGCCCACCCCAUCUUCCGAAACGGAGACUAUCCCGAUGCCAUGAAGUGGAAAGUGGGGAACAGGAGUGAACUACAGCACUUAGCCACCUCCCGCCUGCCCAGCUUCACUGAGGAAGAGAAGAGGUACAUCUCAGCUACGGCCGACGUGUUCUGCCUCAACACCUACUCCUCCAGAAUCGUGCGGCAUGCAACACCCAGGUUAAACCCGCCCUCCUAUGAAGAUGAUCGGGAGCUGACCGAGAGGGAAGACUCUUCCUGGCCCUCCACGGCAGUGAACAGAGCUGCAUCCUGGGGGAUGCGAAGACUGCUCAACUGGAUCAAGGAAGAGUAUGGGGACGUCCCCAUUUACAUCACUGAAAACGGAGCAGGGCUGACAGAUCCGAAAGUGGAAGAUACCAAUAGGAUAUUUUACCACAAAACCUAUAUCAAUGAAGCUUUGAAAGCCUACAGGCUUGACGGUGUCGACCUUCGAGGAUAUGCUGCAUGGUCCCUGAUGGACAGUUUUGAGUGGCUAAAUGGCUACACGGUCAAGUUCGGACUGUACCAUGUUGAUUUCAAUAACGUGAACAGGCCUCGCACAGCAAGAGCCUCUGCCAGGUACUACACGGAGGUCAUCAUCAGUAAUGGCAUGCCGCUGCCCAAGGAAGAUGAGUUUCUCUAUGGACAGUUUCCCAAGGGCUUCAGCUGGAGUGUGGCUACCGCUUCAUAUCAGAUCGAAGGUGCGUGGAGAGCAGAUGGCAAAGGGCUCAGUAUUUGGGACACGUUUUCUCACACACCACUGAGGGUUGGGAAUGAUGACACUGGAGACGUGGCCUGUGACAGUUAUCACAAGAUUGCCGAGGAUGUGGUCGCCCUGCAGAACCUGGGUGUGACCCACUAUCGCUUUUCCAUCUCUUGGACUCGCAUCCUCCCUGACGGAACUACCAAAUACAUCAAUGAAGCGGGCCUGAACUACUACAUGCGGCUCAUCGAUGCGCUGCAGGCUGCCAGCAUCCAGCCCCAGGUGACCAUUUACCACUGGGACCUGCCGCAGGCACUCCAGGACAUCGGAGGCUGGGAGAAUGAGACGGUUGUACAGCGGUUUAAGGAGUAUGCAGAUGUGCUCUUCCAGAGGCUGGGGGACAAGGUGAAGUUCUGGAUCACACUGAACGAGCCCUUUGUCAUUGCUAACCAGGGCUAUGGCUAUGGGACAGCAGCUCCAGGAAUCUCCUCCAGGCCUGGCACUGGUCCCUACAUUGCUGGCCACAACCUAAUAAAGGCUCAUGCUGAGGCCUGGCAUCUGUACAACGAUGUGUACCGCGCCCGUCAAGGUGGCAUGAUUUCCAUCACCAUCAGCAGCGACUGGGCUGAGCCUAGAGACCCCUCCAACCAGGAAGAGGUGGAGGCCGCCAGGAGAUACGUUCAGUUCAUGGGAGGCUGGUUCGCACAUCCGAUUUUCAAGAAUGGGGAUUACCCCGAGGUGAUGAAGACACGGGUCCGUGACAGGAGCUUGGCGGCAGGCCUCAACAAGUCUCGGCUCCCUGAGUUCACAGAGAGUGAGAAGAGGAGGAUCAACGGCACCUAUGACUUUUUUGGGUUCAAUCACUACACCACUGUCCUGGCCUACGAUCUCAACUAUGCCUCUUGGAUCUCUUCCUUCGAUGCAGACAGGGGAGUUGCCUCCGUCACAGAUCGCUCUUGGCCAGACUCUGGCUCCUUCUGGCUGAAGAUGACACCUUUCGGCUUCAGGAGGAUCCUGAACUGGUUAAAGGAGGAGUACAACAACCCCCCGAUCUACGUAACAGAAAAUGGAGUGUCCCAGCGGGAAGAAUCAGACCUCAACGACACUGCUAGGAUCUACUACCUCCGCAGUUACAUCAACGAGGCGCUCAAAGCUGUGCAGGAUAAGGUGGACCUUCGAGGAUACACGGUUUGGACUCUGAUGGACAACUUUGAGUGGGCCACAGGCUUCGCAGAGAAGUUCGGUGUGCAUUUCGUGAACUAUACUGACACUUCUCUGCCAAGGAUCCCCAAAGCGUCGGCCAAGUUCUACGCCUCCAUAGUCCGGUGCAACGGCUUCCCUGACCCCGCUGCAGGGCCACACCCUUGUCUGCAGCAAGAUGCUGAGCCCACCGCCAGCCCCAUGAGAGAAGAGGACGUUCAGUUCCUGGGGCUCAGGCUGGGUACAACAGAGGCCCAGACAGCACUGUAUGUACUCUUUGCUCUAAUGCUUCUUGGAGUCUCUGGUGUGGCAUUUCUGUCCUACAAGUACUGUAAGCGCUCCAAGCAAAAGCAAACACAACCAGGUGAACAGGAAUUGAGCCAUAGUUCUUCACUCUGACCUCAAGUUACCACCUCCUCCAGUUCUGCAAACUAGCCCUAGUUUCUUUGAAGCCUUUGCCACCUCCAGGACCACUGAGGAUCUUAUAAUUUACCCAUAACAGAGUUUGUAAAAGUCUCUGCACUAUUAGAUACUAAUUAAACUUGAAGGAUUUCAAGUCCCUGAUUAAAAUGGAAAUAUCUCCACCGUGCCCCAGUAUCAGGAAUUCACGUGGGCAUUAGAUGACCCUGCGAGUGGCUCUUGUGGAAAUAAGUAGAUACUGAAUGCGUCUACUGGUUCUGUGAGCCACUGAACUGGGCUGUUUUAAUUUUCAGAGAUUUUAAAGGCAAAAACAUUAGUAAGAACCAUAUCAAUCCUUUUCAUAAAAAAUCAACUACAAUGUCAUCUCCUGCCCUCUCUCUUCAGGCUCCCUCCCAGACGCUUACCUUGUGUUCCUCAGAAACUAAAAAAGGUGCUAUUAACUGUG